Molecule: messenger RNA, 2994 nt
Organism: Porites lobata
Lineage: Eukaryota; Metazoa; Cnidaria; Anthozoa; Scleractinia; Poritidae
Source: the annotation of a GenBank genome assembly
AUGAUCAGAAACAAAACCGACUCAGUACUGAGUCUUCAUCAUUCGACAGAGGAAACUAAUGCUGAAAGCGUUUUUGAAAAAGGCGCUACAAGAGAUAACAUUGGGGAGAAAGAAGUUUCACUCUCUACUGAGGAGGAUAGCGAGGAUGAAUUGUAUGGCUUGGCGCUUAUGCUUCGCAAUACUAACAAUGUCACCGGCAGCGAUUUCGAAGGCAAUGUUUUGUCAGAUCAAACUAAUCGCGAAAAAAGUUUAAAGAAACAUGAGUCAAGGAGGAAUGAAGAAGGCGAACGUUAUUCAAAAUGUUUUCCAAAUGUAAAUCGACGCCUUGUCAUUUAUAAAGGUUUUUAUUUCUUCUUUUUCUCAGCUUUAGGCUCUCUAUUUCCCUACCUUGCGGUAUUUUAUAAACAGCUAUGGCUUUCCGCACACGAAACUGGAAUAUUAAUUGGAAUCAGGCCCCUGAUACAGCUCUUGGUAACGCCCAUGUGGGGAGUAAUAGCUGAUACGUGCAAGAGAAGCAAAGUUAUUUUUAUCAUGUCAUUGGUAUCUUGGCUUGUGUCUAACUAUUCCUUAUCUCUGGUAUCUCCCGUGUUUCAUUUAGGCGAUUGCAAAGACAACGGAACAAUGGAAAUAAUCGCAGAAAUCAUCGAGAAUAAUAUUCAAGUAAAUAACUCGACCUCUGUCAUUCAUCAGAAGCUACGAAAACCUGUUGUUGUUAAUCCAGGAGUUUCCAGUGAACAAUGGUUUGAAAUUGUAGGAAAUGUAACAGCAAGCCAGUCAUCAGAUAAAACAAUCAUUUCUAAACAGAAUGGUCAAGAUCAAAGUAAACGUUCUCGGCGUCCAGUCGAGAAUAAUCAAAACACCCCAGGCCAUGAUGCAUUGAACUUGGGAGCACCUGAUUCAAUAAUGAUCGAAGUUGGUGGUAAAAAUGACCGAAGGCAAUUAUCCAGAACAUUAAAACAUACUGACUCAAAAACAAUGGCCACACCUAAUAUCGAGAACUCUAAAUUGUUCACCAUGGCAGAAAGAAAACUAACCAAGACAAAAUUCAAGGCUUCCAUGCCAACUCAUAAUAAAAAACGUAGCACGCCUGCAAGUAACGACAUUAUUUUCAAAACUGAUUUCUUAAAACGUUUUCAUAAUUUAAGCGAUAUAAACAUUGACGAGUUGUCCAGUCAGAUCAAAAGAGAAAGGAUAGAGAAACUGUUUGAUUUUCUUAACAUGGUCGGUGAAUACCCAUGGCCUCUUGAUACUGUGGCUAACUAUGACUCAACACAGGCCUCAUACGACUGGAAAAAACCAACUGAUGAACAUUUGUUCAUGAUUCUCUUUGUUAUAACUGCUACUGGAGAAUUGAUAGCUGCACCAGCCACCACAUUGGCUGACACUGCAACAUUGCAAAAUCUGGGUAAGUUUCUCAACUAGUGCGAUAUAUAUUUUUAAUAGUUGGAAACUCAAUGCUGAUGAGCUAAUUACAAAAGAUUAUAGAAAAAGUUAACGCCCGACUAAUUCUUUUUAAUAUGCGCUCUUCGUUUCACCAAUCCAAGAAUUUAUUUCUGAAGAUCAUUAUAAGGAAGAAUAGUCAGAAAAAAAUCGAUGACAAUCUAUGGAACUGUAAAAAUGAAGAGCAGCCAACUGAACUUACGCAUUAUUUCAGCGUUUAUACUACUACAUGAGAAAUUUCUGCAAUCUGAUUGGCUUAGAGCAUUAGUAUUUCAGCUUAAUUUGAAAUACCUACAUGUGAAAAUUACAAACCUUUUGUGGGUAGUAGUAUAAACAAAUAAUAGCAUGAUUUGUACGUGAUAUAUGGCAUAAAUACCAGCCGUGAUAUUUCAAAAUUGUCUCAAAUUUCACUCGCCUAACGGCUCGUGAAAUUGCGUAUAACAAUUUCGAAAUAUCACUCGUGGUAUUUAUGCCAAAUAUCACUACAAAUCAUGCUAUCACCUAUACUAACCCUUGAUUACAGCUACAAAAAUAUUCUAAUUUUUUUCAGAGGCAUUUUGGAAUGUAUUGCGCGUAAUAUUGCACCGUGAGCCUGCCUACCUCUCGUACUAAGACGUUUCUUACAGAAGUUGUUCUUAAUUACUAGGUAACCGGCAAGAGGAUUACGGUAAACAGCGUCUGUGGGGUGCAUUUGGUUGGGGGCUGGCGGCAUUUGUUGUUGGGGCAAGUAUAAGUACAAUUGAAGAAAUCAAUAACUGUAACAAUCCUUUGAGCGUUAACUACCUGCCUUGUUUUUAUGUUUUUGCGUGCCUCAUGGGUGUGGCAUUAUUAAUAGGAGCUUUAUUUGAAUUUGAUGUGAAAAAAUCGCAAGAAGAAGGCAUAUGGCAGGGACUUGUAUUGCUUUUCGACUGUCGGUACAUUUACUUUAUUUGGACGAUCCUGCUGUGUGGAAGUGCUUUGGGGUUCAUACAAACAUUUCUCUUUUGGCACUUACAAGAUUUAGGGGGUUCACAACUCCUGUUUAGCAUCAUAACAGCAAUACACUGCAUUUCGGAAGUAAUGGUUUACUGUUUCUCUGGAUAUUUUAUCAAAUGGAUUGGGCAUCAUCAAGUGCUAUACGUUGGUCUAUCAUGCUACAUUAUUCGUUUCUUUGGUUACGCUUUUAUUACCAAUAGCUGGAUAGUUUUACCUUUUGAAAUUCUUCACGGCUUGUCGACGGCUGCAGUAUGGUCAGCGGCUGUUGUCUUUGUGGGACUCAUCCCCGGGGCACCCGCAACUAUGCAAGGAAUACUUGGAGGAGUGCACUGGGGUCUAGGCAAUGGUGGGGGAGGGGUAGUUGGGGGAUUGUUAAUCACUUACGCUGGCGCCACGACCUCCUUUCUCAUAUUUGGCGUAGUAAGUCUUGUGGAUUUAAGCCUAUUCGUCUGUCUAAACAAUAUGGAAUGUUUCACUUGUUUUCGAUGGUCUAAGGAAGUCAACACUCGGUCAGAGCAUUCGUUUCAAGAGGAUAGAGUGGAUGAAGAUGACGACGCUUAUUACGAUGACUUCUAUUAA